Molecule: messenger RNA, 1440 nt
Organism: Trichechus manatus latirostris (Florida manatee)
Lineage: Eukaryota; Metazoa; Chordata; Mammalia; Sirenia; Trichechidae
Gene: NELFE
Product: negative elongation factor complex member E
Exons: 10
Coding region: 72-1349 (425 amino acids)
Biological process (GO): negative regulation of transcription elongation by RNA polymerase II
Cellular component (GO): NELF complex
Molecular function (GO): RNA binding
Source: RefSeq, a predicted model, not a curated record
GCUAUCCGCUGCCCGCGCGGGCGCUGCCCGAGAUCGUGGGACUACGGUUGCCGCCCCCCUCAGGAGUCACCAUGUUGGUGAUACCCCCUGGACUGAGCGAGGAGGAGGAGGCUUUGCAGAAGAAAUUCAACAAACUCAAGAAAAAGAAAAAGGCAUUGCUGGCUCUGAAGAAGCAAAGUAGCAGCAGCACAGCCAACCAAGGCGGUGUCAAACGCUCGCUAUCUGAGCAGCCUGUGGUGGACACAGCCACAGCAACAGAGCAAGCAAAGCAGCUGGUGAAAUCAGGAGCCAUCAGUGCCAUCAAGGCCGAGACCAAGAACUCGGGCUUCAAACGUUCUCGAACACUAGAGGGGAAGUUAAAGGACCCUGAGAAGGGGCCAGUCCCCACUUUCCAGCCAUUCCAGAGGAGCAUAUCUGCCGACGACGAUAUACAGGAGUCAUCCAGACGUCCCCAGAGAAAAUCUCUGUAUGAGAGCUUUGUGUCUUCCAGCGAUCGGCUUCGGGAACUGGGGCCAGAUGGGGAAGAGUCUGAGGGCCCAGGGGCUGGCGAUGGCCCCCCUCGGAGCUUUGACUGGGGCUAUGAAGAACGCGGCAGUGCCCGCUCCUCAGCCUCCCCUCCCCGGAGCCAUAGCCGAGACCGUAGUCGUGAGCGGAACCGGGACAGAGACAGAGAGCGGGAGCGGGACCGAGACAGAGAGCGGGAUCGAGACAGAGAUCGGGAUCGAGAGCGGGAUAGAGAUCGAGACCGGGACCGGGAACGAGACAGGGAUCGGGAUCGAGACCGAGAGGGCCCUUUCCGCAGGUCAGACUCAUUCCCUGAACGCCGGGCCCCUCGGAAGGGGAAUACUCUCUAUGUGUACGGAGAAGACAUGACACCCACUCUUCUCCGUGGGGCCUUCUCUCCCUUUGGAAACAUCAUUGACCUUUCCAUGGACCCACCCAGAAACUGUGCCUUCGUCACUUAUGAAAAGAUGGAGUCAGCAGAUCAGGCCGUUGCUGAGCUUAAUGGGACCCAGGUGGAGUCCGUACAGCUCAAAGUCAACAUUGCCCGCAAACAACCCAUGCUGGACGCUGCCACUGGCAAGUCUGUCUGGGGCUCCCUCGGUAAGGCAGGAUUCUUCUUUUCUCAUCCUCUCUUUUCUCACAGCUCAUCCCUUCUUUUUGUUUCGCUCCGUGUCCCGGGGUUCCCUAGAGGUGAUAGAGGUCUGGAUUUGUGUGAAGGCGGUGGGAACGGGAAGGAGAAUUGCCGGUCCUUAUGUCAGAGGUGGGAGAAGGAGAGAAAAAGAUUGCAGGUGGCUCUUAAGGGGAUGACUGGAAUGGGGAAAAAGUGGGAGCCAGAGUCGGGCUAGUGAGGAAGAUGGACCUCUCAUGUGGCCUUAUUCAUUUGGAGAUGCAGUACAGUGAUUUCCUAAGCAUUUGAAGCUAGGGAUCAAGAACGCA